Spizellomyces punctatus DAOM BR117 is the source of this 1967-nucleotide messenger RNA. RefSeq lists its product as uncharacterized. Lineage: Eukaryota; Fungi; Chytridiomycota; Chytridiomycetes; Spizellomycetales; Spizellomycetaceae. Gene Ontology annotation, cellular component: membrane; endomembrane system. The record is from RefSeq and is a predicted model, not a curated record. The transcript is spliced from 17 exons. Bases 31 to 1851 code for a protein of 606 amino acids.
GCUAUUGUAUUGCAGCGUGUAUAGCCCAUAAUGGCCGAUACACAACCACCUGCUGGGACCCAACAGGGUCAAGCGCCAGGCCAACAACAGAAUGGGGGAGGGGUUAUGUCAAUCAUCCAGUCCGUAGGACGCAUAGUGCUGAUAUACUGGGUCGUGAAUUUCUUCGCUUCUUCGUUUAGAGGAUCCAAUCAACCUGUGCCUGCGACGACGCCAAAUGGGAAAGGUGUUCCCAACGCUUUACUUCCUUUAUGGGAGUACGGAAGGUCGACGGACCUGCAUGUAUUUCUUGCAGAGAAUGAAUACCUGUCAAGCCUCGAACAGGCAAACUUGAUAUGGAAAGAAAGCAACAUAGUCUACGGAGACUGGGAGGAGCGACGAAAGGAUCUGCAGAUUGAUGCGCCGGAGAGUGUGCAAAACAACGGCAGUUUAUAUGCCCAUAUAUUUCUGACGGUGUCCGGUCAUUCACCGGAUCGUAAGGAUCAAACGUUUGACGAGGAAUCUACAUUGUAUUACCGAAAACAGCUCACGAGGUACAUGCCGAAAAAGAAAGUGAAGAAGAUGAAAAGCCUGGUUUCCAAAGCUGAAGAUGCUGAUGUUCAAGAGCUGCAGGAAGAGGAUGACAAUACGAAUGAAGAAACGACAAUUAUAUCGUACUGGUGGCCUAAUGUGACGAUCAGCAUCAUUAACUCUAAAGAUCCCAUACCUGCUGCAACUCCACCACAGCUGAUGCGAAAUGUUCGAACGACGCACGAAGGCAAACAUUACUUUCCCGUAUUUUAUGUGAAUGACUUCUGGAUGCUGAGCGAUCAGCUGAGUCCAAUCAACACAACUGUCAAAACAUUAAACGUGUCAUUAUCGUACUCCCCAAUGGCCUGGUGGAAGUAUCAGAUGUAUACACAGUUCGAAGAGUCCUUCCGUAUGCAGAAUACUAUGAUGGGCGUUGCUUCCUCUGAAACAGAUGAAAUGAAGCGCAUGUUCCUGGAGACGAACCCGAUUCUUCUGGGUGUAACGAUGGUUGUGUCUCUUCUACAUAGCGCCUUCGACUUUCUUGCUUUCAAAAACGAUAUUCAAUUCUGGCAAAAGCGUAAAAACAUGGAGGGACUAUCUUUCCGUACGAUUGUCCUCAAUGUAUUCUUCCAAACGGUCAUUUUCUUGUAUCUUUUGGAUAACGAGACUUCGUGGAUGGUUGUUAUUUCAUCUGGAGUGGGAUUGUUAAUUGAAGCAUGGAAGAUUCAAAAGACGGUGAUUGUGCGGCGCAAGGACACGUUCCCCUUUGUGGAGUUUAUCGAUCGGGUGAAACCUUCGAAAUUAGUAUCGAAAACUCAAGAGUACGAUGAGCUGGCUUUCAAGUACCUUUCGUAUGCGCUUUAUCCCUGCUUGGCGGGUUAUGCCGUAUAUUCGCUUCUUUACCAGGAGCAUAAGAGUUGGUAUUCCUAUGUUCUGGGAACUUUGGUUGGGUUCGUCUACGCAUUUGGAUUCAUUACUAUGACUCCGCAAUUGUUCAUCAACUAUAAAUUGAAGUCGGUGGCGCAUAUGCCCUGGAAAACAUUCAUGUACAAAGCACUGAACACCUUCGUAGAUGACCUGUUUGCAUUCGUAAUAAAGAUGCCGACUCUUCAUCGAUUGGCAUGUUUACGAGACGAUGUCAUCUUUUUGGUGUACCUAUAUCAAAAAUGGAUAUACCCUGAAGAUAAGCGACGUAGAAAUGAAUUUGGACAAGUCGGUGAAGAAGGGGCCGAUGACGAAGAGGAGUCUGAGGCCGAGGAGGAGGAGCCAGCAGGCAAGAAUGGCAAGACUUCACCUGCUGCAUCUUCCAAGACCAAUGAGAAGGAAAGCAAAAAGGAUAAAUGAGGGAGGGACUCAACAUGAUACAUUAUAGCAAUUGAAAUGAAUUUUGAUAGAGAAAAUGCUGUCAGGACAAUUUAUAUGAAUGAGAACGCAUAUGUGUUGCUGUACACUACUACAAA